AAUGAAUCAUCUUCAACCCGAAAAACGGAUUCUUAAAUAAAAUCCAACAUAUCGUAAAAGCCACUCCAUUUGCACACAAAUUCAUACAUAUACGGAGUAUAUUUUAUAUCUAUAUAAUACACACCAACGAACACUUGACUGAAUUGCUGCCACAGUUAACGGCUCAAUUUCUCGAUUACAGUUAAAAAAAUAAAUGCGUUAGCUGUAAAAACACAUGUAUUAAAAUCAGAUCUGGAGAUAGUAUUUGCAAACAUGAAGGAAUUCAAAUCCCCAAUUCUGAUAAAAUUCGCCGGAUUUGCAUUCGUGGCGGUUGCUUUUUUCUAUCUGGGUAAGCAUUGGUCAGAUGAUACUUACCAGCAGUUGAUUUUUUUCAGUACAAAUUCUGAUUCUGUUUCCAAAACCCCCACAAUUUCAGUCUCACCUAAUUUCAACAAAUCAUUUGAUGUUAAAUCUUUAAUCAACGAUACACAACUUCAACAAGAAGUAGUAGACAAAGUUUCAGAUCAGACAUUGGCAAUGCCGCCACCGCCUCCGCCGGCGGUGCAGAGGUUAGGUGUGGUGGAUGAGAAUGGAGUGAUGAGAGAUGAGUUUGAAGUAGGUGAGUAUGAUCCUGAUGUUGUUGAGAAUAGGAAUAAUAGUGAUAGUUAUGUGGUGGGAGAAGAUGGUGAGAAGGAGGUUCGGGUUUUUAAGUUCGAGACGUGUCCGGUGAGUAUGAGAGAGUAUAUUCCGUGUUUGGAUAACGCCGAGGCGAUCAAGGCGUUGGAUCCGACUGAGAAAGGCGAGAGAUUUGAACGGCAUUGUCCCCCAAAAGGCAAGGGGUUGGAUUGUUUGGUGCCCCCUCCUAAAGGUUACAAACCGCCUAUUACUUGGCCCCAAAGUCGUGACGAGGUGUGGUACAGUAAUGUUCCACAUGCACAGCUUGCUGAAUAUAAGGGUGGUCAAAAUUGGAUUACCGUAGACAAGGAUAAAUUUAAGUUCCCUGGAGGUGGGACGCAAUUCAUUCAUGGGGCAGACAAGUACUUAGAUCAGAUUUCACAGAUGAUCCCUGAGAUUGCAUUCGGAAAUCAUACUCGGGUUGCAUUAGAUGUUGGAUGUGGUGUGGCAAGUUUUGGUGCAUAUCUGUAUACAAGGAAUGUACUUACAAUGUCUAUAGCUCCAAAAGAUGUUCAUGAGAACCAGAUUCAAUUUGCACUCGAGCGUGGUGUGCCUGCAAUGGUGGCAGCUUUUGCAACCAAAAGACUUUUAUACCCCAGCCAGGCUUUUGACUUGAUUCACUGCUCAAGAUGUAGAGUCAAUUGGACUCGUGAUGAUGGGAUUUUGCUACUUGAGGUUAACAGAUUGCUUAGGGCAGGAGGAUAUUUUGCUUGGGCGGCACAACCAGUUUAUAAGCAUGAACCACUUCUGGAAGAACAAUGGGAAGAGAUGACGAACCUUACAACUAAUCUUUGCUGGAAUCUUGUGAAGAAAGAAGGAUAUAUUGCAAUAUGGCAGAAACCUCUAAACAACAGUUGCUAUUCAAAUCGUGAAUUGGGGACCCUACCACCAUUGUGUGAUGAGAGAGAUGACCCAGAUGAUGUUUGGUAUGUUAAUUUGAAGCCAUGUAUUUCUCGACUGCCUGAGGAUGGGUCUGGAGCAAAUAUUACCUCGUGGCCGGAACGACUGAACAAUCCUCCUGAGAGGCUUCAAAGUAUAAAGCUUGACGCAUACGUUUCUAGAAAGGAUCUGUUUAAAGCAGAAUCCAAAUACUGGAAAGAAAUAAUAGAUAGCUACGUGCGAGCUUUACGCUGGGGAACUUACAAGCUUCGAAAUGUGCUGGACAUGAGAGCGGGCUAUGGAGGCUUUGCAGCAGCCUUAAUUGAGAAUCAACUAGAUUGCUGGGUUAUGAACGUUGUUCCUGUUAGUGGUCCUAACACCUUGCCUGUCAUCUAUGAUCGUGGACUUCUAGGAGUUAUGCAUGAUUGGUGUGAGCCAUUUGAUACGUACCCAAGAACGUAUGACCUCUUGCAUGCAGCUGGUCUCUUCUCAAUUGAACAAAAAAGAUGCAACAUUACUAGCAUCAUGCUUGAGAUGGAUAGAAUUCUGAGACCUGGGGGACGUGUGUACAUUCGCGAUUCCAUUUCGGUGAUGGAUGAGCUUGUAGGGAUAGGGAAGGCAAUUGGGUGGCGUGUAGCACUGCGUGAUACAGCUGAGGGACCUCACGCAAGUUAUAGAGUUUUGACGUGUGACAAAAACCUGCCCUAGUCAACUCAUAAUGAGAGUUUUCGAUUAUUUUAUAUUCAUUAAAAGCAAACUGCUUCAGCUUCCUAUUACUCUAAAGAAAACUACAGAGGAUAAAGGUUCGAGUUUAAUUUUACUGUUCUAUAGUUGUAGCACAACAAGGUCUUGUAUAUCAUAGUCAUUUUGUGGUUACUUAUUCUGUAUGAUUUUUUUGUUUUGUGGUUACUAGUUGUGUAUCGUUACAUUAGGUGCAGGACUUUACAUUGAGAACAUUCUAUGUAAGUUUUUGUAUUCAUCCAUUAGGCUUUUUACAUGAUUUCGUUAA
This is a messenger RNA of Erigeron canadensis, 2542 nucleotides long. RefSeq names its product probable methyltransferase PMT11. NCBI's taxonomy places the organism in Eukaryota, Viridiplantae, Streptophyta, Magnoliopsida, Asterales, Asteraceae. Bases 253 to 2241 code for a protein of 662 amino acids. Gene Ontology annotation, cellular component: endosome; cytoplasm; trans-Golgi network. The transcript has 9 exons. Gene Ontology annotation, molecular function: methyltransferase activity. The record is from RefSeq and is a predicted model, not a curated record.